AUUGUGGGCGCCUCGGCUAAUGGCGUCGGCGAGUCUGGGGAGUCUGGGGAGCCAGCGCUGAAGCUUUUUGCCAGGUUGGCUGGUGACGCCCGGUGUGGCGGGGCCCCGCAGCCGUGGGACGGACGUGCCCACCUUGUGGGCUCCUGGGCCAGCGCUGGCGGAGCCUAGCGAGACUGGGCGACUGCGGGGGCGCUUCCGAGAGGAGCCGGGGGUGUUAGAAAGAGGCUGCGGGGGGCGCUCGGGCACGCUCCGGGUUCGCAGCCCAGGCCCGGCAGAGCCCCUGUGGAGCCCAAGAGGCGGGCUGUGGAAGGGCUGGAGGCGACCCAAGGAGUUGACAGUGCCACAGCUUAUUUGUGCGGCUCUGAAAUUAGCUCGGACCUUGAGUGAUCAUGUCUGGCACCAACAGCCCCGAGGCUGUGAAGAAGCUGCUGGAGAAUAUGCAGAGCGACUUGCGGGCCUUGUCACUGGAGUGCAAGAAGAAAUUCCCACCUGUCAAGGAGGCUGCUGAAUCAGGAAUAAUAAAAGUUAAAACAAUAGCUGCAAGAAACUCGGAAAUUUUGACAGCAUUGAAAGAGAACAGCUCAGAGGUUGUACAGCCUUUCCUAAUGGGUUGUGGAACCAAGGAACCGAAGAUCACUCAGCUGUGUUUGGCUGCCAUUCAGAGACUCAUGUCACACGAAGUUGUGUCUGAGACUGCUGCUGGGAAUAUAAUUAACAUGCUUUGGCAGCUAAUGGAAAAUAGUCUUGAAGAACUUAAGCUACUUCAAACAGUUCUUGUUCUCUUAACAACCAAUACAGUAGUCCAUGAUGAGGCACUGUCUAAGGCAAUUGUUCUUUGUUUUCGACUACACUUCACAAAAGAUAAUAUUACAAAUAAUACAGCUGCUGCUACUGUGCGACAAGUUGUUACUGUGGUUUUUGAGAGAAUGGUUGCUGAAGAUGAACGAUACAGAGAUAUUAUAGAACAGCCAGUACUGGUGCAAGGAAAUAGUAACAGAAGAUCUGUCAGUACUCUCAAACCUUGUGCUAAAGAUGCAUAUAUGCUUUUCCAGGAUCUUUGUCAAUUGGUUAAUGCUGAUGCCCCUUACUGGCUAGUAGGCAUGACAGAAAUGACUCGGACAUUUGGCCUUGAAUUGCUUGAGUCAGUCCUCAAUGAUUUUCCACAAGUCUUUUUACAGCACCAGGAAUUUAGUUUCCUCCUCAAAGAAAGAGUAUGUCCUCUUGUGAUAAAGCUCUUUUCUCCAAAUAUAAAGUUCAGACAAGGUUCAAGUACUUCAUCUUCCCCAGCACCUGUUGAAAAACCAUAUUUUCCUAUCUGUAUGCGAUUGCUGAGAGUAGUUUCUGUCCUGAUUAAGCAGUUUUAUAGUCUUUUGGUAACUGAAUGUGAAAUAUUUCUGUCACUUUUGGUGAAAUUUCUGGAUGCAGAUAAACCACAGUGGCUACGAGCUGUUGCGGUUGAAUCAAUACACAGAUUAUGUGUGCAGCCUCAGCUGUUAAGGUCAUUUUGUCAGUCCUAUGAUAUGAAACAACAUUCUACCAAGGUUUUUCGUGAUAUUGUGAAUGCACUGGGAUCAUUUAUCCAGUCCUUGUUUCUUGUUCCUCCUACUGGAAAUCCUGCUACAACCAACCAAGCUGGCAACAAUAAUUCAGGUGGCCCAGUCUCAGCUCCAGCUAACUCAGGAAUGGUGGGAAUUGGUGGAGGUGUUACUUUGCUACCAGCAUUUGAAUAUAGAGGAACUUGGAUACCUAUUCUGACAGUAACAGUUCAAGGCAGUGCUAAAGCCACCUACCUAGAGAUGCUGGACAAAGUUGAGCCUCCAACUAUACCAGAAGGUUAUGCCAUGUCUGUGGCAUUCCACUGUUUGCUAGACCUUGUUCGGGGAAUCACUAGUAUGAUUGAAGGAGAGUUAGGAGAGGUUGAAACAGAAUAUCAGUCUACCACAGAAGGGGCUUCUUCACCAAUGCAUUCAUCAGAACAGCAAGAUUUACAGUCAACAUCAGACCAAAUGGAUAAGGAAAUAGUUAGUAGAGCUGUUUGGGAAGAAAUGGUGAAUGCUUGCUGGUGUGGUCUUCUUGCUGCACUCUCACUCCUUCUUGAUGCCAGCACAGAUGAAGCUGCCACUGAGAAUAUCUUAAAAGCUGAACUGACUAUGGCUGCUCUUUGUGGAAGACUGGGCCUUGUAACUUCAAGAGAUGCCUUUAUAACUGCAAUAUGCAAAGGUUCCUUGCCUCCGCAUUAUGCCCUUACUGUAUUGAACACCACCACAGCAGCUACACUUUCCAGUAAAUCAUAUUCUAUUCAAGGCCAAAGUGUUAUGAUGAUAAGUCCAUCAAGUGAGUCUCACCAGCAGGUUGUGGCAGUGGGUCAACCUCUAGCAGUCCAGCCUCAAGGGACAGUAAUGCUAACUUCCAAAAAUAUCCAGUGUAUGAGAACUCUGCUUAACUUGGCACACUGUCAUGGAGCUGUUCUUGGAACAUCAUGGCAACUUGUCUUGGCAACUCUUCAGCAUCUUGUAUGGAUUCUGGGAUUAAAGCCUAGUAGUGGUGGUGCCUUGAAACCUGGAAGAGCUGUAGAAGGACCUAGUACAGUUCUAACAACUGCAGUGAUGACAGAUUUACCAGUGAUUUCCAAUAUACUUUCAAGAUUGUUUGAAAGCUCGCAGUAUCUUGAUGAUGUAUCAUUACAUCAUUUAAUAAAUGCACUCUGUUCCUUAUCUCUAGAAGCAAUGGAUAUGGCCUAUGGAAAUAAUAAGGAACCAUCUCUGUUUGCUGUUGCCAAAUUGUUAGAAACUGGUCUAGUUAACAUGCACCGAAUAGAAAUUUUAUGGAGACCUCUCACUGGUCAUCUACUUGAGGUCUGCCAGCAUCCAAACUCUCGAAUGAGAGAAUGGGGAGCAGAAGCUUUAACUUCACUUAUUAAAGCAGGAUUAACAUUUAACCAUGAGCCUCCACUUUCACAGAACCAGAGACUGCAAUUGCUUUUAUUGAAUCCAUUAAAGGAGAUGUCCAAUAUUAACCAUCCAGAUAUACGACUGAAGCAAUUAGAAUGUGUGUUGCAGAUUCUGCAGAGUCAGGGAGACAGUCUAGGACCUGGUUGGCCAUUGGUUCUUGGAGUCAUGGGAGCAAUCAGAAAUGAUCAAGGAGAAUCCUUGAUACGAACUGCAUUCCAGUGUCUUCAAUUAGUUGUGACAGAUUUUCUACCAACAAUGCCUUGUACUUGCUUACAGAUAGUUGUAGAUGUUGCAGGUAGCUUUGGACUUCAUAACCAAGAAUUAAAUAUUAGUUUAACUUCAAUAGGUUUAUUGUGGAAUAUUUCAGAUUAUUUUUUCCAAAGAGGAGAAAUUAUUGAAAAAGAAUUAAAUAAAGAAGAGGCAGCACAGCAAAAGCAGGCAGAAGAGAAAGGAGUGAUUUUAAAUCGGCCAUUCCACCCUGCGCCACCAUUUGAUUGCUUAUGGUUAUGUCUUUAUGCAAAAUUGGGUGAAUUGUGUGUGGACCCCCGUCCUGCUGUCAGAAAGAGUGCAGGGCAGACUCUGUUUUCUACAAUUGGUGCACAUGGAACUUUAUUACAGCAUUCAACCUGGCACACCGUUAUUUGGAAGGUUCUCUUUCAUCUACUGGACCGAGUUCGAGAGUCUUCUACAACUGCAGACAAAGAAAAGAUUGAAUCUGGAGGUGGCAAUAUUCUCAUUCAUCAUUCAAGAGAUACAGCAGAGAAGCAGUGGGCUGAGACAUGGGUAUUAACAUUGGCUGGAGUAGCAAGAAUUUUCAAUACCAGAAGAUAUUUACUGCAACCAUUAGGAGAUUUUUCAAGAGCUUGGGAUGUUCUUCUUGACCAUAUACAGUCAGCAGCACUCAGCAAAAACAAUGAAGUGUCUCUGGCUGCUCUGAAAAGCUUCCAGGAAAUUUUACAGAUUGUGUCCCCUGUCAGAGACUCAGAUAAGCCUGAGACUUCACCUGUAGUUAAUGUACCUGUGCCUGUCCUUAUUGGGCCUAUCUCAGGCCCUGGUUUAAGCCGGCCAUUCAUAAGAACAGAUUCUAUUGGAGAAAGACUUGGAAGAUAUAGUAACUCUGAGCCACCCAUAGUUACUGAUGAGCUUGAAGACUUGAAUCUCUGGUGGGCUGCGUGGAAUACUUGGUAUAGAAUUGGAUCUGAAAGCACUAAGCCUCCUAUUACUUUUGAUAAACUAACUUUUAUUCCCAGCCAACCCUUUCUUACAGCUUUAAUUCAGAUAUUUCCAGCACUUUACCAACACAUAAAAACUGGUUUUAACAUGGAUGACUUGCAAAAGUUGGGAGUCAUAUUACACAGUGCUGUUUCAGUUCCAAUAAGUUCAGAUGCAUCUCCUUUUAUUCUUCCAUCUUAUACUGAAGCAGUUCUGACAAGUUUACAGGAAGCUGUACUUACAGCUUUAGAUGUUCUCCAAAAGGCCAUCUGUGUAGGACCAGAAAACAUGCAGAUAAUGUAUCCAGCUAUAUUUGACCAGUUACUGGCAUUUGUAGAAUUUUCCUGUAAACCUCCACAGUAUGGACAGCUGGAAACAAAGCACAUUGCAAAUGCAAAAUAUAAUCAGAUCCAACUAUUUGCACCGGCGGAAUGGGUAGCCUUGAAUUAUGUACCAUUUGCUGAAAGGUCUUUAGAAGUAGUUGUGGAUUUAUACCAAAAAACAGCCUGUCAUAAAGCAGUGGUGAAUGAGAAAGUUCUACAGAAUAUUAUUAAGGCUCUUAGAGUUCCUCUCAGUUUGAAGUAUUCCUGCCCUUCUGAAAGCACAUGGAAGCUAGCAGUAUCUUCACUCCUCAAAGUUCUUUCUAUUGGGCUACCUGUUGCCCGACAGCAUGCUUCUUCUGGAAAAUUUGACAGUAUGUGGCCAGAACUAGCCAACACUUUUGAAGACUUUCUUUUUACUAAAAGCAUACCUCCAGAUAAUCUCUCUAUUCAAGAGUUUCAAAGAAAUGAAAGUAUUGAUGUUGAGGUAGUUCAGCUUAUUAGCACUGAGAUACUACCUUAUGCCAAUUUUAUUCCUAAGGAAUUUGUUGGUCAGAUAAUGACUAUGCUUAACAAGGGCUCCAUACAUUCUCAGUCUUCUUCAUUUACAGAAGCAGAGAUUGAUAUUCGUUUGAGAGAAGAAUUUUCUAAAAUGUGUUUUGAAACACUGCUCCAGUUUUCCUUCAGUAAUAAAGUCACAACACCUCAAGAAGGCUACAUCUCACGAAUGGCACUCUCAGUGCUUUUAAAAAGGUCUCAGGAUGUACUACAUCGCUAUAUAGAGGAUGAAAGAUUAAGUGGUAAAUGCCCUCUUCCAAGACAACAAGUAACAGAAAUCAUAUUUGUUUUAAAAGCAGUCAGUACUCUCAUUGAUUCACUUAAGAAAACUCAGCCUGAGAAUGUUGAUGGAAAUACCUGGGCACAAGUAAUUGCCUUAUACCCAACUUUAGUAGAAUGCAUCACCUGCUCAUCUUCAGAAGUCUGCUCUGCACUUAAAGAGGCACUGGUACCCUUUAAGGAUUUCAUGCAACCACCAGCAUCCAAAGUUCAAAAUGGAGAAUCUUGACCAGCUACAAUACAUUUGAAGGAAGAAAAAUAUCCUAAAGAUUGUUUGCUUCUGAGUCUUCUGUAAGAAGGACAUUUCUUACUACAAAUGAUUCUUGGCAACUGUUGUUUGCCUCCUUUGAAUUGUAAUUACCUGAAUUCAGUAAUUCAUAUUACAAGCUUACACAUCAACAAAGGCUCAUGAAUGAGUAGCAGUGCAAGCCUUUAAUAAAUUAAACUGAUGGAAGGGAUCAGUUAAUGCUAUAACAUAGCUGCUACCAUAUCUUCAGUUGGUGAUUUAAAAGUGAGCUUAUGUACAGUUUGUGGUGUAUGUGUUAAUGAUGUACUUUUUAAAAAGAAAAGAUAUUUCAAUUCCGUCAGAUUUAUUAGGCUGGUGUUUUUGCACCCUUUUUCAGGUACAAAAUUGUACUAAAAUUUUAUGCAAGAUUGUACUGUAACAUUCCAUAUUAUCUACAACCAGCCUUUGUAAACAAAGGGAACUGAUAUACUUGUGUGUAUAAUAAAUGGUACAGUUCUGUAUAAAAUAGUUGGAUUUAUUGUUUAAAUUUUAAAAAUAUUGAUAAUGUUAAAUGCUUGAAGCUCUAUUAUUAAUUCAAAAUUAUUUGCCCACCUUUUUUAAUUUGCCUUCUUAUGCAGCAAAUAAGUUUACCAUGUAAAUCAUACAGUUAGCUUCUUGUUUAUUUUAUAUGUAUUGUUAGUGACCAUUAACAUCCAACUAGAAAGGUCAUGAGAUUCUAGAUUCACUAGAUUCUCUAGAUUCACUAGAAAGUUUCAUAAUCAGCAAAUAGUCUAUGACCUGCUGAUUUUGCAACUUUGAAAUAUAGGUUAUUAACCUAAUACAUUGAGAUAAUUAUAGCACUAUGACUCCAUCAUACCUCAUUUAUUUAAAUAUCUCUCCAAACUUUCACUUAAGUCUGUCUGUUUUUAUAUUUGCUGUCUUUUAAAGACUUUUCAUAUUUUAUAUUUCUACUGAUUUUUUUCCUGUGACUAACAUUUGUCACUGUCUUUGAAUUAUUACCCAGACAAGAGUUCAGAUUUCCCAAAAUUUUGCCUGGGAGAUUUUGUUCAUUUCAGUGCUUCAUUUUGUAAUGUUUUCACGAGAAGGAAAAUAACUAUAGUAACCCACAUGUAAAAAAUGUGUGUAUGUAUUUCAAAACAAUGACAAGUGUAUUUUUGAAAAUAGACAAACAUUUAGAAGUAUAGUAAACUUACUGUCUUGGAGUAAAAUGCUAGUUUUUGUUUCACUCUCCUAUCCUAGUGAAGAAGAAAAGUGCUCUUGAGUACAUUAACUUGUUUCUUUAAAAACUGACCUAGCUCACUGUAUUUUUUAUUUAAUGUAUUAUGCUAUUAUAAUAUUUUUCUUCUGAGUUAAAUUUUCAUAAUCACUUAUGUGAAAACAUGAAGAUGUUUAAAACAAAUGAUUAUUCAUAAGAAAUAAUAAUGGUCUUGGUAUUAUUUUAGUGUACUGGAAGGAUUUUUUAUUUUAAUAGAAUUUAUGAAUUUCAGCCCCUCUAGAAUAAUCUUAAAACUGCAAGGAGAUGUUAGAAUUGAGUAAUGAAGGGAAUGCAAUUUGGGAGUCUCUUGUAAUUGUUUAAUUAUUUAAUUUGCACUAUUAUCUGUAAACAUGGUAAGGCCUAGUUUUUGAGGGAAUGUGUUUAUUUAUAUGAAUCAGUGAAUUUCUAUUUUAUUAUUUCACCUGAUAUUAAGGUAAAAUAUGGCUUUUCAUAGAUUUUACUUUCAGCAUUUUCCUUAAAGUUGUGGGGAAAAAAAUUACCCAAACUUAAUUUUCUAUAUUUGAAUAGGUUAAGUUGGGAAUUUACAAAGUAUGAAUAUCAUGAUAGAGUAUUGAAGUGGAAUAACAAGGGUAGUAUACCAUUUUAGUAACAUGUUAAAAAUAUUGCCAUGAACUUACAUGAAGUAAAAAUGUUUAUUUUUGAGAAAUAACAGAUCAAUUGCAUUCAGAAUGAUUGUUCUCCAGGUUAAAUAUGAAUCAAGGGUAUACAGCAUACAUUUAUGUAAACUGAAUAGUUUGAGCUAAUACUGUUUAACUUUCAAUACUAGGACCAUGCCCUGCUGUUCAGAACACAUUAAUGUGAUGAAUGUGUUAAUACCAUAAUCAGUGAAAGUCUUAGUGUCAAGCAUGUGAGCUGCCCCCUGGGUAGAAUAAUUGACAGACCUUUUCCCCCAGCAUAUCUCCUACAGCUCUCCAGGAGUCACUGAUAGCAAUUCAUGCUCUUGAGCCAAGCUUUCCUCUAGACUGUAUUUUUCGAAAAUAUCCGGACUCCAGGGAGGUUAACACAUUGACCUGGCCUUAUUAGUGUGAAUUGGGUUCUUUAGAAGAACUAGGUUGUAUAAAAUUGCUCGAUGCCAAGAGAUUCAAAAAGGAAGCUCCCAAAACUAUGUUCAUUUUGUUGCACAAGUGAGCCUGUUAACUAGUCCUUGAAAUAGUACUAAUAAUGUUCUCUGGGAUACAUAUUAGAAAUACAAAGUAUUUAAAGCCUCACAUGAUCACUUUUUGUCACUGACAAGGCCUAUGUUGUAGAUUGAUGAACAAUAGGCAACAAUUGGAUGAUUAAUGAGGUUCUUUUCUAUUUUGUUCUUUAUAAACAAACAGUUUUUAACUAGAUUGAUUUUCAGUUUCCAACAAUGUUAGCACUGCCAAGAAAGAAAAGUCGUUUUGUAGUGUCUUAUUUAGGAUUUCUUUUUAACUAGUGUUAAAAGUUUUAUUAAUUUUAUUGCAUAUAUUCAUGAGUAGCAUUUACUAGGAGCCUGUUUGAUGCCAAAAGGGGAAAAAAUGCUAUGAAGUCUGACUUUAAGACUUUAUUUUUAUUUUUAAUUUUAUUAUAUAAAUAGCUAACUUCUGUGUUGUUUCUCUCCUAUUUUCCUCCCUGUGGUUAUUGAUUCCAAUUUUGCUACAUUCUUUAAAGAAUGUCAGCAGAAGGAAGAGAUGAACAAGUUAGUGAUAUAUUUUAUCAUGGAUGAUUAACAUUUACUUUAGGUAGCAGGCCAAAAACAACUGUUAUAUGUUCUUUCUCAUAUAACCUUGAGUAUUUUGUUCAUUAUCACAAUUUGGUACCACUAGUCCCAGGUAAAAAGAUCCAAAUUAAAAAACUGAGGGUGAGGAAGCAUAAAUUAUUGAACAGAACUAGGAAACAACUGAAAAGUAUAGUAUGCAUUAAUGAAGUGGUCAUUAUUACAUUGAUGUCAAUGAAGGGCAGUGUAGUUAUUGUAUAAUGGCUAAUACAUCCUCCAUAUAGAAUAAUCUAGAUGGGUAACUAAAUCCUUAAAAAGACUGCUUGCUAUAUAGGGGGAUCUGUCUAGCCAAGGCAGAAUACUUUCAGCAAUGAACCUACCUUUGAUUACUACAGAAAUUAACUGGAAAUGUAGAAACCCUGGAAUGGAUCAAAGUCUGGACCCAAAAUAUUGUGGUCUAUAGUAUUUUUGUUUUUGUUUUGUUUUUGAUAGAAAACUACCAAAAAUGUGUACAGAAGUGGUCUCUUUGGAAGCCUUGCUAGCGGCCUAAUAUGUUCCUUAGAUUUCCACUUAGUAGAUUUGGCAUUUUGGCAGAUAUGUGUAAUGUAUUAUAUUUUACUAUGCUUAGUGUUGCUGGAUCAUAUUUAUUUACAUUAUUAGUGAAUUUUGCUUUUUUAAAAAAAUCACCAUUUGUGAGAAGAACAAGAAUUCAUAUCACAUGGUGUGUCACCAACUUAUAUUUAGUGGGUAAAUAGUUUUUUAAUAUUUCAUGACCAUUUGGAUUAAAUUUUUUUGUACUUCUGGAAA
Marmota monax (woodchuck) is the source of this 9328-nucleotide messenger RNA. RefSeq names its product MON2 homolog, regulator of endosome-to-Golgi trafficking (gene Mon2). The transcript is spliced from 35 exons. The record is from RefSeq and is a predicted model, not a curated record. Lineage: Eukaryota; Metazoa; Chordata; Mammalia; Rodentia; Sciuridae. The coding region runs from base 390 to 5549 and encodes 1719 amino acids.